Bombyx mori (domestic silkworm) is the source of this 596-nucleotide messenger RNA. It is a transcript of the gene RpL12, whose product is annotated as ribosomal protein L12. Gene Ontology annotation, molecular function: structural constituent of ribosome; large ribosomal subunit rRNA binding. The record is from RefSeq and is marked provisional. NCBI's taxonomy places the organism in Eukaryota, Metazoa, Arthropoda, Insecta, Lepidoptera, Bombycidae. Gene Ontology annotation, biological process: translation. Gene Ontology annotation, cellular component: ribosome; cytosolic large ribosomal subunit.
CUGAACGUUCAGGCGGUAGCCCUUGCGGAAUCCAAACCCAUCCAUUUGGAUUUAACGUUAUUAUAGUAUAAAGUUGAACUAAGUAAUCAACAAAAUGCCCCCUAAGUUUGACCCAAAUGAAAUUAAAAUCGUGAAUUUGCGAUGUGUCGGCGGGGAAGUCGGUGCCACAUCAUCUUUGGCCCCUAAAAUCGGUCCUCUUGGUCUGUCUCCUAAAAAGGUGGGUGAUGACAUUGCCAAGGCCACAAGUGACUGGAAGGGUCUCAAGAUCACUGUGCAGCUGACAGUUCAAAACAGACAAGCCCAGAUAGCUGUUGUUCCCUCUGCAGCAGCCCUUAUCAUCAGAGCCCUUAAGGAGCCUCCUCGUGACCGUAAAAAGCAGAAAAAUAUCAAACACAACGGCAACAUCUCCCUUGAAGAUGUAAUCGGCAUUGCGAAGAUCAUGAGAAACAGAUCAAUGGCCCGGUACCUUUCUGGCUCAGUAAAAGAGAUUCUUGGCACAGCACAGUCAGUUGGAUGUACUGUGGAGGGCAGGCCGCCACAUGAUCUUAUUGAUGACAUCAACAGCGGAGCUUUGACCAUUGAUGAAUAAAUGUUUC